AUGGCGAGUGGCACAGAAAAUGGUAUUGGUGCACUUGGCAUUGAUGGGCUCAAGAAGAGAAGCUCUUUUUGGAAAAAAGAGGAUUUCUUGCCAGAGGAGUCAUUCCAGAACUGGGGAAACUAUGUCAAGGCAUUGAGUAGUAUAAAAACCAGGCUCAAAGAUCGCCUACUGACACGCUCCCAAGACUGCAUUGAACUACAUGAAAUGCGUGCCCAGAGCGAGCAUGAGAUGAAGAAAAAUCUGAAUUGGUGGGAUCUACUUUGGUUUGGCAUUGGAGCUGUCAUGGGCGCCGGAAUCUUUGUCCUCACUGGUCAGGCUGCCAGAAAUAAUGCAGGUCCUGCAGUUGUAAUUUCAUACCUCAUAGCAGGUAUAUCUGCGUUGCUCUCUGUGCUGUGCUACACUGAAUUUGCAGUUGAACUCCCUGUGGCAGGAGGAUCAUUUGCCUAUCUUAGAGUGGAGCUUGGUGACUUUAUGGCUUACAUUGCAGCUGGAAACAUUCUUUUCCAGUAUAUAGUAUCUGGUGCUAGUGUGGCACGAUCCUGGACUUCAUAUUUUGCUACCUUGUGCAACCACAAACCUGAUGAUUUUCGCAUAAAUGUGUCAUCCAUAGCUGAAGGCUACAACCAUUUAGACCCAAUUGCCAUUGGUAUCUCAAUUGCAGUUGCUAUUGGUGCAUGCCUAAGCAUUAAGGGGUCCUCGAGAUUCAAUUCUAUUGCUACCAUCCUCCACAUUAUAGUCAUGAUUUUCAUCGUGGUUGCAGGUCUUACUAAAGCUAACCCUGCUAAUUAUGAAACCUUUGUGCCUCAUGGUAUUCCUGGUGUUUUUACAGCUUCUGCAGUGCUCUUCUUCGCUUACGUUGGGUUCGAUGGAGUGGCAACCUUGGGUGAAGAGACCAAGAACCCAGGUAGAGACAUCCCAAUUGGGCUAAUUGGUUCCAUGGCAAUUACCAUAGUAACUUAUUGCCUUCUAGCAGCAACAUUGUGCUUAAUGCAGCCAUACACACAAAUUGAUGCUGAUGCACCAUUCACCAUUGCAUUCGAAGCAGUGGGGAUGAAAUGGGCCAAGUACUUUGUUGCAUUCGGAGCAUUAAAGGGCAUGACCACAGUUCUGCUAGCUAAUGUUAUUGGUCAAGCUCGAUAUUUCACUCAUAUUGCACGUACCCACAUGGCACCACCACUUCUUGCAGUUAUUAAUGAGAAAACUGGGACACCAAUGAAUGCCACAAUCAUUAUGACUGUUGCAAACUCCAUUGUAGCAUUCUUCACAAGCCUUGAUGUGUUGGCAAACCUUCUUUCCAUAGCUACCCUAUUCAUCUUUACCCUUGUUGCAAUUGCUCUAAUUGUGAGACGAUACUACGCUACGGGUGUGACAUCAAAUGCCGACCGAAACAAGCUGAUUGGGUUCUUGGUGUUGAUUAUUGGAUCCUCAAUUGCUACAGCUGCAUAUUGGGCAGCUAGCAAGGAUCAUUGGAUAGGGUACAUAGUGACAGUAACAGUUUGGUUUUCGGCCACACUAGGGCUAAAUUUCACAGUGAAGCAAGCAAAGAAACCUCAAUUGUGGGGAGUGCCAUUAGUUCCUUGGUUGCCAUCUGCUAGCAUUGCUAUCAAUGUCUUCAUCAUGGGUUCCAUUGAUGGACCAUCAUUUGUUAGAUUCAGUGUAUGGACAUUAUUUUUGCUCAUCUACUAUUUGCUUGUGGCGCUACAUGCUUCUUAUGAUGCAGCUAAGGAGAUUGAAAGGAAAGCUGAGGCAACUCAAGCAACAAACAUUGAGGCUGGGACUACCAAAUAGCAGAAACAUAAUUAGUAGAAAUGCAUGAGUUGAUAUGAAUACUAGUUGUUUUGCUUGAAUUUUA
This is a messenger RNA of Quercus robur (English oak), 1852 nucleotides long. Its product is annotated as cationic amino acid transporter 1-like. The record is from RefSeq and is a predicted model, not a curated record. The coding region runs from base 1 to 1788 and encodes 595 amino acids. Lineage: Eukaryota; Viridiplantae; Streptophyta; Magnoliopsida; Fagales; Fagaceae. The transcript has a single exon. Gene Ontology annotation, biological process: amino acid transport; transmembrane transport. Gene Ontology annotation, cellular component: plasma membrane. Gene Ontology annotation, molecular function: L-lysine transmembrane transporter activity; L-glutamate transmembrane transporter activity.